Molecule: messenger RNA, 7041 nt
Organism: Lytechinus variegatus (green sea urchin)
Lineage: Eukaryota; Metazoa; Echinodermata; Echinoidea; Temnopleuroida; Toxopneustidae
Gene: arhgap6
Product: rho GTPase-activating protein 6-like
Exons: 10
Coding region: 1-3537 (1178 amino acids)
Biological process (GO): signal transduction
Source: RefSeq, a predicted model, not a curated record
AUGGAAUUUAGUCACCAGCGACAUAACCCCAGCAAUGUCGGUAGUGUAUUGAUUGAACCUCCAAGCAACCUCUCUCCGACGUCGAUCCAUAGUCCUCGAAAGACGACAAGGUUUCACGGUGGGCGAUGUAUGACGUCGAGCACGCAAACCAUGGAUUGGCCACUGACCUACGAUGAAUUAGAUGACUCUUUCGGAAUGUCCGUCAAGGAUAUAGAAUAUCUGGACUCGGACGAGAGUUCGUCGUCGGAUUCGCCCGACAGCGAAGGUACGGCGACGUCCGCUGUAUCGGCACUUGACGCGAAAAAUCGUGUCUCAAGACCGAAGACGUUGGACCUUCGCCGAGAAGUACUGGUGUAUCGCACAACCGGUCCAACUCUCCCAAGGGAACACCUGAAGUUAAGGUCUACCAAAAGCCUAGAACCUACUCCAACAGGGCGAGAUUCCUGUAAGAUAAAUGGAGCUAUUAAAUAUAAGGAGGAACCCCCUUCAGGUCGAAUGACCGCAACGGGGCCUGGAUCUAGUCCAGCUUUGGUCACGAAUUCGACGGCUCUCCAGCUCCCAAAACCCAAGCAAAAGCUACGAGCUGUGCGGUCAUUGGAUACCACACUCCUGCACAAAACCGACAACAGCGACCAAGGAAAUGACUCCGACCAUUCCGCCAAAGCUUCAGGGGAUUCCUACAGUCCAUCCCCUUCGACAAAGCGUCGAUUUCCUUACCUUCAGAAGCUUGCCGCCAGCAUGCGAGUUGGUGGGCAUCACCACCAUCAGCAUCACCACAGCAGUAGCUCCACGGGGAGUUCACCGAGUCCCAUCUGCGAGAGUCCCGAUGGAGGUGUCUUUGACGACAGUCCCUUCUCCCCUUCCUCGCCGAAUCACCUAACCUCUAAAUCAUCCACUGAUAGUCUCACGUCUCCUUCUUCCCCUUCAGUAAUGCACCGGAUGAAGCUCCCCGGCUCGCCCAGUCAGAAACUCAACCCUAGGAAGCUAUGGCGUGGCAAGGGACAUCACCAACACCAUCACGGCAAGCUCCAGGCUGGGCCUGUUCUCACCAAUUCUUUCUGGGCCCCUGUGGGUAACUGCUGUUGGCAAAGUGUUACUGGUAGAAGGUUGCAACUCAAGUCUGGCGACAUUGCGGACAUUUCAGAGAUCGAAAGACGUCAUCUGCAAAAGGCCGCAUAUCACAGACUCCAAGCAUAUAAUGUAGGACCUAUCAUCUUGCCAAGAGAUCCUCUCCAAAAGCGACACAAGAAGGGUGGUCUGCUUCGAUCUGGGAGACAACGAACGUCGAGCUUUCUGGACAGCCUUAGGGAUAUGACAAGAGAUAAUAAAGAUGGUAACUCGGCGCCACUGGUUUUCGGCAUCGCCUUAGAGAAGUGCAUCCGAAACGAUCGAGAGAUGAGGCUGUACGAGGCAAACAAGCAGAGAGAAAGGCGGGAAAGUUUGGAUCUAGCCCAGCCACUUCUGACUCCCUCAACCGUCAAUCAUCUUUCCGAACAUUCCAUGGCGAGUUCAAACAAACUUGCUCGUUCGAUCAGUUCCCCGUCAUCAUCACGCAACCGCCACCCGACAGUCGGCACAGAUUCCAAUGCUACGCUACUCAAUGCGCUCUCACUUUCCACUGCAGCAAUGGAAGAAUGCCGGCAGAUGCGUCGCAAGAGCCUGGCGCCGCUCGAACCACAGGUUCCGAGGUUGGUGUCCCAGUGUUUUAAGCAUCUUGAGAAGCAUGGGGUUCGAGUAAAAGGCAUCUUCAGGGUCGGCGGAUCAAAGAAGAGGAUUCGACAGUUACGUGAAGACUUAGACGUUGGUGACUUGGUUCAGCUGAAUAGUUCGAUAUCACCGCACGAUGUCGGGGCACUGUUGAAGGAAUACUUCCGUGAUCUGCCGGAACCCUUGCUAACCAGAGAACUCUACACGGCAUUCGUUGGAACAGCAAAACUUUCCAACUCUAUUGAGCAGCAGAAAGAAGCACUUCGACUACUGGUGUACCUCUUGCCCAUUGCACACCGUGACACACUGAGGGCGCUCUUGUCUUUCCUCCGCAUCGUCGCCUUGCAUUCCGCCGACGUCAUAGAUGCGGACGGUCACGAGCAACUUGGGAAUAAGAUGGACUCCAUCAAUCUUGCCACACUGUUCGGUCCAAAUAUUCUCAGACGGACCAAAUCAGGGGAACUGAAGGGCGACGCCGCCGACCACAUGGAGGAGAAUCGUGACGUCAUCCAUGUCGUACAGCGGCUCAUCGACCAUCAUGAUGAGAUGUUCAUGGUCUCGGGUGAAAUGCACGAUGAGGUUCUCCGAAGACUUCAAGAUAUGGACGCAGAAGCCCUCGAUUAUCUCCUCAAUAAAAAGUUUCAGGGAUUAAGUUCGGAGGAAAGUGAAGAGGCUCAGUCAUCUGAACCAAUGGAAGCCAAGGGAGCUGAUGAGGAUGGCGAGUUCCACAUGUCUCAUUCUGAAAACAUUCUCGAACUUCACGAAUGUAACAACAUGGGUACAGACAUUUUCGAGUCCUCAGAUGACAUUUGUUUAGAGACACGCAAAGGAAAUCCUCGAGCCCACGAAUGGCUUCUCCGUGGUUCCGUCAAAGUGAGCGCGGAAGUAGCUCGUCAGAAGGCUAGCUCGUUACCGCGCACAGGGUCUGCCAGCGCAAGGACUACUGCCAGUGCGCGUAGAAACAAUAUGCUAGCUGAUUGUGAUGAAGUGACGAUGUUGGAUGCGUAUACAUUAUCGGAGCAUCCCGAGGAGCAAAGCGAGGGCGAUGAUAGCAAAAAUGAUUCGGUAGAGUCGUCACAGGAACAACAACCAGCCGGUGGAAUUGAAUUUAGUGCCCCGCCCCGGACAUCACCCUCUACCCACCGCCCACCACCUCGCCUUGUUAUCCCGCAGCAUAAGGGUCUGUCCAACAGUCGAAGCCCUUCGCCGAAAACGUUCCGCGUCACGUCGACGAGUCCGCGUCAGCGUUCUGUGUCACAACCACCCGAGUACGGCAGUGUCAAGCCCGGUAGCUCGAAAAAAGAGAGUGAUAUUUGGAUUCCUGUGUUUGAAACGCAGCCCACGGGCCUGUACUCACCCCAGAUGCCCAGGCGGUCGUAUCUAGAGCGGUCGCAGUGGUUCGACAAUUCCGAGGUUAACAACAAUUCCGUUGGCAAUCGGGAACCCGCGCCAGAACUGAAGCCGCGGACAUCAUCGCCUUCAGAAGAAGUCGGUUUAAAGACAAUCCACACUACCGUUACACCUACUCACAUCGAGUGGUCGGUGAGUGAUGUAAGUAAGGUGCGAAGCAACAGCGAGUUAAGUUCACCACCUAGCUCAGCUUGGUUCACACCUCCAAGCACUCCAGAUACCCCUAGAAGCACGGAUGCUGCAGAGGUCAGAGGGACCCCUCCUAAGGACACGAUGGUCGGGAACCCGGGCAGGACGGCACUUGCAAUGACGCGCACGUCCUGGGAUGCAUCCGCCGAUGAUGAGGAAUGGGUCAAACGGUGGGAAUUUCUGACCUCUGACGAAGAUGGCGAAUUCUGGGGCCAGGAAACAUUGGUGUAGAGAUCCCCUUGUCGGGAACCUAUUCUGGUACCAGUCUGUCCUUUCCACAGGGAAUCGAAAAUGGAAGCCUAGUCUGCAGCUCGGCAUCGACAUGUUUGAAAUCGAAGUGCAAAUGAUCAUUGCCAGGAAAUGAAUAUGCCUUCGAAAAUCUUGCAACCUUCGACAUAUACAACAAUUCCCCUAUACCUCUAUCAUUAUUCCUCGCCUUUGAAUUACAAUCAAAUCUAGCAAAUCCCUGCUCUUUAAUGCCAAACGAACAUUGUCAUCGGUGUUUUUCUCCUUUUCUUGAAGAAUUAAUCAAACUGAUACCAGGUGCAGAUGAUUGUAUCACGCUUGAACUCGUAAGUUACGUUAGAUCUGAGUUCAUGAACAUGAAAUGAUGUUGGGUAGACUAUUCGCUGUCGAAUAAGAUAGCUCUUUCGAUGAUGAGAUGGAGGUUAGCGAAGCAAGUGGAAAAGCUUACAAACUUACUAUGAAAAUUUACGAUUUACGAUUUUUAAUUUGUAUCUCUAUUUCUAAUUCUCUGAAGUCACGAUUAACGGGUACAUGUCUGUUGUAACAGUGAAUUUGCUUGAGGAUAGAGAACACAAUUAAGCGAAGUUCGCACUUGCGAUCUCGUGUGUUUGGUCGUUGCACGUCUUCGCGAAUCGCACGAUUGUUUGUUGGAAUGAAAAGUUGCACUGCGAUUUGUGAGCAAUGUGAGGUUAUUAACUAAAGGAAACGCUCAUGACCCGGUCUUCAUCUUAGGAAAAUGAAGUACGUUCUUGGAGGUAACUGCAGCAUUUGGUUUAAGAAGGUGAUUUGACCGGAAGAUAGGCGAUGCUUGUACUUUGUUUUUCAUGUGAUAUCGAUAUUGAUGGUCUGAAUCGGAUCUGCAAGUCGGCCAUCGCUCUCCGUUUUUGGAAGGUGAAGAUACAGGCCUCUGGGCAGACUUUGAAUUCCUGAAACGAACUCGGAGCUCGGCUAACUGAUCCUCCAUCUUUUCUUUUCUACCACAUACCAAACUGAAGCUCGAAUGCACUUCGUUCCACAUCGUUGACGUCCAUCAUGCUCAUGGGAUCGAACAUUCUUCUUUUAAAAGACAAAGCUUCUAAUGAUUAUGAUCAUCUAAUUGAUCAUAUCGAUCAUUUUCAUAUUACAAUACCACCAUGUAAUAUUGUAGUUGUUUAGAAUGAUUCUUAGGGUAUAGCAAUUAAUUAUUGCACAGAUCAUGUAGAUUGUACAGAUUAGAAUGAUAACAAAGGUCACAUUUUGUUAUUGUUAUAUUUCCUUGUAUUAUGAACUACCUGUGGGACAAAACUGAACGAAUGACCUACUAAGGAUCAUGACGAAUUUCCUGACACCCAUUAAAGAAGGCCCCAAACCAAGUAACUAUCAGAAGCAGUUGAAUAAUACUGGUCCGAGUAGCCUAUACUCGGGUAAACCACAUGCGGUGGUGACAGCUAUCACAGUGGACAGCAUACAUUGAAGAACAUCAUUUCAAAAACAGUGAUGGGAUGCAUGAUUUAUGUUUUAGAGAGACUGAUACUGAAAGUAGCCCUAUCUCUCAUGCUGACUAUUCUGAUGCGACAAGUAAGUUUUAAAGACACGGAAACACGCUUAUGUGACAAUGUGGUAUUCAGGAAAAAAAUUUAAAUAGAUGCCUGCCAUAGUAAAAUGAUUACGACUAUGACAUGGUAUGUUCAAAAUAAUAUAGGACAGGGAUUUAGGGUUAUGUUAUGGGUUGAUCGGCACUCUGCCUUGAGAUCCGUUUAAUCAAGAAUCAACAAGUUAUUUUAAAUUUUGGCUAUCUAUUCACCAAAACAUCGUUUAUUCCCAAAUCCAUUUGAUCCCAAAUUGAAGAUAAGAGGAAUGGUUUCCAUGUUAUUAUGUGCCAUUUAAGUCAUAAUAAGACUUUCGGUUGAAGAUGAAUCAAUGAUUAUUAUGAAAGUGGCAUUUGCUGCCUUAAAUCACGAGAUAUUUACCAGUUCCAAUGAAGAGGAUCAUUCAACUCAUUAAUGAAGGCGUCGGGUCAACUAUCGUAUUCUCCUCAAUUGGUCCAGAUCUUGUCAACAGAUGGCGGUAUUUUACGAAGAAAUUGUUUUUUUAAAGAACAAACGGUGUUUUACGACUCAACUCAGUACUUGCGUGUAAUAUUUUUUUUUACUACGUAUAUAUUUUGUGACUUAUAAUCAACAUGUGUGUGACUUUCCCGGCAUAUUGUCGAUACUAUGACGUUCAUACGAGGAUGCAUAGCAACAUUGUGGACGGAGUGUAUGAUAUUUGAAGGAAAAAUAUGAGAGUGCUGAAAAUAAAUCUUUAAAAAAAUGAAUAGCUGUGGCAAAAGGUAUGAGAUGACUGUGGAAGAGAUGACUCUUCCAAUAUGAUUUUAUGCAGAACGAUUUCAUAGACAUGUGGUUGCAUAAAGACUGGUUAACACUGCCAAAAGCUAUUACUAAUGUAUUUGAGAAAAGAUUUUUAAGCUUGAUUGCACAGGCGAGAGUGAAAAGUCGUUUUCCGGUGACAAUUGGACGAAACAAUACCUACAGUGUACAUUUUGAACUCAGUUUUGCAUUCUCUAAUUUUUAAGAAAUUUAUGAAAUCAACAUUUGUAGGUAAUAAGAAGUGUAAAAUAGUAGUUCUGUCAGCAUUAAGAAAGUAUGUAUGAUACUAUGGAACGCCGUGCGUGGAUUAUUUUCAUAAAUGCAUUAUUAUGAGCCGUGUUGAUCACGUGAUAAAUAUAUGGUUUAUGUUUUGUUCGAAGAACUAGCCAUUUUUUUCUUCUUUCUUUCAACAUUUCCUUAUAGAUAGAGAGUAUAUCAAAAGAGGUACAUCACGCUCCAGCUAUCGUGUAUUAAGUAGUUUUAUUAGAUAUAUAUAUAUUUAUAGCACAAGAAAGCGUCUAUGUGCCCCUCCGACUGCAUUCCUUUGUAAAGUUUAGUUCAGACAGUAUAUAUCACGAUAUUAUAGCUAACCACAUGACCCAUCAAAAUAUUAUAUAGGCUACUUACAAAAUUUUGAAAUCUAAAACUUUAAAACUCUCCGCUUUCAUAAAUUAGUUUUAGAUAAUUAUAAAACAUGUUCUUCGACUUGAAUCCAUUGAGAUGCUGCCGACUGCAUUGAUUGUCUAUCUAUUUGUUUCUUUUCUCUAUUUUUGUACAGUCUCUUGACUUGUCAUAUCUUAGUCUGUUGAUGCGUUCUCAUUUCCAUUUUGUGUUUCGCAGUUCUGUUUGCAUUCGUGGUGUGGAUGUGGUUUUAGCGAACAGCUAUGUUUUAUAUUGUUAGAUGAAUAAUGAUUUUUUUUAUAAUUAGUGUUCAGUUCAUACCAAAUUCAGUGAUGAUACUGCUCCGUAAGCUUUUCCAUGCAGCCUCAAAUGCUACGCUACCGUUACACCUCUAUAAUCAGACUGCCCCGCAUCUGCCCCGAGCCUCUGCGUGGGCAGAGUGUCCCGUCUUUUUUGUGAGCUGUAUGGGAAUCAAACCCAGCAUUAAAACAGGACCUCCACCACUGGGCUUACAUGCUAG